AUGGCUUCUCCUGCCAAUAACAACAAUUCCUCCUCUUCUCCUCCAAUCCCUAACAGACCAAACCCUAAACCCAGAAACUCCGAGACUUGUGAUCCUCUGCGUCGGAGUUUCGGAGCCAACCCUUUUCCGGCCAACUCAGAUAUUUCUCGGAGGAAUUCUUUUGGUGGUAGAGAUAAUAGUAGUCGUGUUGAGUUUAGUGACAAAGAGAACGAGACCAAAACUCCAAGAGGUUCCAAGAACUUCAUGUCACCAACAAUCUCAGCUGUUUCUAAAAUCAACGCAUCUCCAAGGAAGAAAGUCUUGUCUGACAAAAACGAAUGGUCUGUGUCUCGAUCUGAGGUUAAAGGUCUAGUCUUGGAAGACACCAACAAAAGCCAUCAACAAUCUCGGUCGUGUGUUUCGUUUUCAGAUGUCACAGACAUCAUUAUUGGUACCGGUGAAAAGAAGCGGUUUGAGGAAUCACAUGACAUGACUAUCACUGAUUUCGAUGAGGAUGAAGUUCUUGAGAACAAGGGGAUUGUGUAUUCUGAUCCAAGAUUCAGGAUCAGUCCUCGAACUUCUGUUCCAUACACAUCUCCUGAAUUUGCAGGUCGCGAAAUCGGUUCAUUGUUGCCUCCUUAUGAUCCGAAAAAGAAUUAUCUGUCGCCGAGGCCUCAGUUCCUUCAUUAUAAGCCGAAUCCAAGAAUUGAGCAACAUUUUGAUGAGUGCAAGCAGCUCGACCAACUUUUCAUCUCUGAGAGCUCUUCUUCUGAGACUGAGACUGAAUUCUCCACAGAGGAGGAGGAUGAUGCUUUUCCCAAAGGUGGAGCUGAGGCGACUAGUUUCAGGAAAUUCAGGUUCCUUGGUUGGUUUUUGGCUCUGGCUUUGGGAUAUAUGUUGGUUUCAGCGACAUUUUCUCCACAAACCGGACUUCUUACAGGAUCGCCUUUCUACGAGUUCCAUAUGCCAAGAGAAAUCACAGAGUUUGCAAAAGCUAACAACUUGGAGAAGUUGAGUGAAAAGCUGUGGACUUUGACAGAAUCAUCACUUGUGUACAUGGAUAAGCUGAUCUCGCGUCUUGGAGGAAGAGAAGAGGAAUAUGGUCCAUUUCAAUUUCAUAACUUGACAUAUACUGUGGAAGAUAAUACUGUUUUCCAGCCAACAAGCAUUGUGAUCAGUGUAGUAGAGUUGGGCCAUCAGGAACCUGAAGAACUAUUACAAGAGAAAAGCCGAGGUGAAAACAAUCUUGAGGAUGACUAUGUCAAUGAAUUUGAGGAGGAGAGUGGAGGAGAGGAAAACUCAGAAGUGGUUUGUGAAACAAAAGAUGGUGAUGCAGAAACUAAUGAAUUUGAUGAUCAGACUGAGAUGAAACCGGAAACUCUUUUAGACGAUGGCGUAAAGCAGAACAUUGAAGAAGAGAGAGAGUGUGAGUUGAAUCCUGAAGAAAACAAUGAUGCGGGAGGUCUUGAAUCUCAGGAAAUGCUUGAAACUGGAUCAUCAAAAAUGGACCAGAAAGAGUUAAAAGAAGCUGAAUCUGAAGCCAGCUACAUAAGCCAGGAUGUUGUUGAAUCCGAUGCUUCCAUCAAUGUGCAACAGCAAAAAGAGAGUGAGGUAGCUGAUGCUGAAACUGAAUCAGAAGAAAUUUUUGAGGAAAUUGCAUCAGAAACUAAUGGUGAUCUUCGUGCUAAAGUAAGCUCUUCUAACAAGGGGAUCAUAGUAUUGUCCUCGACUGUGCUGGUUCUACUCUCAGCGGUUGCUUUCUUAUUCGCUAACAAGGCAAAACCUGUUGUUGCAUCUGCUCCUGGACCAGCCCCUGAGACCACCGAGAAGCUAAACUUGGUAGGUGAUGUGCCAGUAGAGAAUCUGACGAAAGAAAAGCUUUCUUCACUGCAUUUCCAAGAAGAAGAAGUUGAAGACAGACUAAGUAACAGUUUCCAUAAGAAGAGCUCAUCAUCCCAAAGCAAAACUGGAGGAGGCAAGAAGAGGAGAGAAUCCAUGGCUUCCUCAGCAUCAGAAUACUCCUUUUCGUAUGGAAGUUUCACAACUUACGAGAAAAUACCAAUCAAAAGUGUAAGUAAAAUCAAUUAA
Arabis nemorensis is the source of this 2067-nucleotide messenger RNA. The record is from the annotation of a GenBank genome assembly. Lineage: Eukaryota; Viridiplantae; Streptophyta; Magnoliopsida; Brassicales; Brassicaceae.